CUGUUCCCUCCGCGGAGAGAGACAGCGGAAAGGAGGCCAAGGGAGGGCGUGGAUCGAGUUGUCUGCCGGCUGACCGUUUGCAAGAUCAUCCAACAACGCCUGACGCUGCACGGCUGCGCCCCCCCCCCCCGCCUCUCAACCCCCCCUGCAUGUCCGCAGGGAGUUAAGAAAAAAAAAAUCCUCCGCGGAUGACACCCCUCGCGUAGGAAAUGCCCAGCUGCGCGUUGUGUUUUUUUUCCUUCUGUCGACAGCGCAGAACGCCGGAUACCGCAGCGAGCUGUGGGAUUUAAAAGAGAAAAGAGAAAAGGGGAAUGCAAACGGAGGCGCGCUCCCCCCGCAAAGGAACUCUCUGACGGAGGCCGGACCCUGAGGUGGAGGAGCCCGUAAAGAGGCCCCCGAAGGAGCCUCCAACGCUCCCUACCUGAGCAGCCCGGACGCCGUCGGGACAGCCAUGGCGCCUCGGAAACGCGGCGGCGGCAACCGCGGCGGCCUGUCUUACAUCUUCUGCUGUUUCAACAGCAACGAUCACCCGGAGAUCACCUACAGGCUCAGGGAGGACUUCGCCCUGCAGGCCAUGGAGCCGGCCCUGCCGAUGCCCGGAUACGACGAGCUGGAUGGGAUGUUCUCCGAGUUGGUGGAUGAGCUCGAUCUGUCAGAGAAGCACAGAGAAGCCAUGUUCGCUCUGCCUGCGGAGAAGAAAUGGCAAAUUUACUGCAGCAAAAAGAAGGAACAAGAAGAAAACAAAAGCGCAACUAGUUGGCCUGAAUACUACAUUGAUCAGCUCAAUUCAAUGGCAGCUAGAACGACGCUCCUCGCUCUGGAGAAAGAAGACGAGGAGGAGAGGAACAAAACCAUCGAGAGCUUGAAGACUGCUCUGAGGACGCAACCCAUGAGGUUCGUGACCCGCUUCAUCGACCUGGACGGCCUGACGUGCAUCCUGAACUUCCUGAAGAGCAUGGACUACGAGACGACCGAGUCGCAGAUCCACACGUCGCUGAUCGGCUGCAUCAAAGCUCUGAUGAACAACUCGCAGGGGCGCGCCCACGUCCUCUCGCACUCCGAGAGCAUCAACAUCAUCGCGCAGAGCCUGGCCACGGAGAACAUCAAGACCAAAGUGGCCGUGCUGGAGAUCAUGGGCGCCGUGUGUCUGGUGCCCGGCGGCCACAAAAAAAUCCUGGAGGCCAUGAUGCACUACCAGCGCUUCGCCUGCGAGAGGACGAGGUUUCAGACACUUAUAAACGAUCUGGACCGGAGUACGGGGCGAUACAGGGACGAGGUCAACCUGAAGACGGCCAUCAUGUCCUUUAUAAAUGCUGUCCUGAGUCAAGGUGCCGGAGAGACAAGUUUGGAAUUCCGUAUCCACUUACGUUACGAGUUCCUCAUGUUGGGGAUCCAACCAGUGAUCGAUAAGCUGCGGUCUCACGAAAACUCCACAUUGGACAGGCAUUUAGACUACUUUGAGAUGCUGCGGAACGAGGAUGAGCUGGCUUUGUCGAAACGUUUUGAGUUGGUACAUAUCGACACCAAAAGUGCUAACCAGGUUUUUGAUCUCAUCCGGAAGAAGAUAAACCACACUGAUGCACACCCGCACUUUAUGUCCGUCCUGCAUCACUGUCUCCUCAUGCCACACAAGAGAAGCGGCAACACGGUGCAGUACUGGCUGCUGUUGGAUCGCAUCGUCCAGCAGAUGGUCUUGCAGAACGACAAAGGUCACGACCCCGAUGUCACGCCACUGGAGAACUUUAACGUGAAGAACGUCGUCCGGAUGCUGGUCAAUGAAAAUGAGGUCAAACAGUGGAAAGAGCAGGCAGAGAAAAUGCGAAAGGAGCACCACGAGCUGCAGCAGAGGUUUGAGAAGAAGGAGCGCGAGUGUGACGCAAAGACUCAGGAGAAAGAGGACAUGAUGCAGACGCUCAACAAGAUGAAAGAGAAGCUGGAGAAGGAGAGCACCGAGCACAAGAAUGUCAAGCAGCAAGUGGCCGAACUCACCGGCCAACUGCACGAGCUCAGCACCAGACGGGCAGCUGUUGUUCCUGGAGGCCCUCCCGUUGGCCCCGGACCCCCCGGAGGUCCUCUGCCUCCUCCACCCGUGCCAGCUUUCGGAGGGAUGUGCCCACCUCCCCCGCCGCCCCCUGGAGGCAUGAUGCCUCCUCCACCUCCCCCACCACCUCCACCGGGUGGACCCCCACCUCCUCCUGGAUGCCCACCCAUCGGGGGUAUCCCUCCCCCGCCGGGAGCCCCGCUGGGACCGUCCCUGAAGAUGAAGAACAUUCCCCAGCCGUCCAACGCACUCAAGUCCUUUAACUGGUCCAAGUUGGCUGAGAAUAAACUGGAGGGGACCGUCUGGAUGGAGGUGGACGAUGCCAAGGUGUUUAAAAUCCUGGAUCUGGAGGACAUUGAAAGGACCUUCUCAGCCUAUCAGAGACAGCAGGACUUCUUUAUGAUCAAUAACAGCAAACAGAAAGAGGCAGAAGACGACGCGCUCAGCUCUAAAAAAGUCAAGGAGCUGUCGGUCAUCGACGGCCGUCGAGCUCAAAACUGCAACAUCCUUCUCUCGCGGCUUAAACUUUCCAACGAGGAGAUGAAGAGAGCCAUUCUGACCAUGGACGAGCAGGAGGACCUCCCCAAAGACAUGCUGGAGCAGCUUCUGAAGUUUGUCCCAGAGAAGAGCGACGUGGAUCUUCUAGAGGAGCACAAACAUGAGCUGGACCGAAUGGCGAAACCCGACCGCUUCUUCUACGAGAUGAGCAGAAUAAACCACUACCAGCAGAGGCUGCAGUCUUUAUACUUCAAAAAGAAGUUUGCAGAGAGGAUAGCAGAGAUCAAACCCAAAGUCGAAGCUCUCAGCAGGGCGUCUAAGGAGGUUCUGCACAGCAGAAACCUGAAGCAGCUGUUGGAGGUGGUGCUGGCCUUUGGAAACUUCAUGAACAAGGGUCAGAGGGGGAACGCCUACGGCUUCAAGGUGUCUUCACUCAACAAGAUCGCCGAUACUAAAUCCAGUAUCGACAAGAACAUAACCCUCCUGCACUACCUGAUCACCAUCCUGGAGAAGAAAUAUCCCAAAGUCCUGAUGUUCCAGGAGGACCUGCAGAGUCUCUCUGACGCCGCCAAAGUCAACAUGACCGAGCUGGAGAAAGACAUCGGCAACAUGCGCAGCGGCUUGAGAGGCGUGGAGAGCGAGCUGGAAUACCAGAAGAAGAGGCCGCAGGAGCCGGGCGACAAGUUUGUGUCGGUGGUGAGUCAGUUCGUCACCGUGGCCAGCUUCAGCUUCUCCGACGUGGAGGACUCGCUCGUCGAGGCCAAGGAACUGUUCCUGAAGUCAGUAAAGCACUUUGGCGAGGAUGCCAGCAAGAUGCAGCCAGAUGAGUUCUUCGGCAUCUUUGACCAGUUCCUGCAGUCGUUCGCUGAGGCUCAACAGGAGAACGAGAACAUGCGGAAACGCAAAGAGGAGGAGGAGCGCAGGGCCAAAAUGGAAGCUCAGCUGAAGGAGCAGAGGGAGAGGGAGCGCAAGGCUCGGAAAGCGAAGGCCAACGGGGAGGACGACGGCGGGGAGUUCGACGACCUGGUGUCGGCGCUGCGGUCCGGCGAGGUCUUUGACAAGGAUUUAUCCAAGAUGAAGCGCAACCGCAAGCGCAUCAACAGCCAGACGACGGACGCUAGCAGAGAGCGACCGGUCACUAAGCUCAACUCCUAGGUUCCCCCGUGGGUCGAGCUGACAUUGACAUUCCUCCGCGCACCCCCCAAACCCCCCCCCCCACCCCCAGCUCGGCCUUGCAUCAUCGCGGCGACACCACACACACACACACACACACGCAGCACAACCAACGGAUGUUUCAUCCUCUGAGGUUUUCAUGCUGAAAGAAAUCGGAGAAGAAGCCAAAACUUGUUGACGACCAAAUGUGACAAUUCCCGCCGAAGGAUCGGUUUGGUCAAGUGAAAUGUUUUUACGCUGUUGCGUAAGAACUUGAUGUUCUCCCUACGGGGGAGAAAAAGAAAAAAAAACCUCCAGGUGUAAGAGAUGCUGAUGCUUGUUGAUAGAACAGUGCUGUGCUGUUUUUGUAUGUCGGAAUCUAUGCACAGAGUGCAGCUAGCAGACUCUUUCUGAGCUUGAUGCUCGAUCUAAACGGGAAGACCA
Messenger RNA from Pungitius pungitius (ninespine stickleback), 4135 nucleotides. Its product is annotated as disheveled-associated activator of morphogenesis 1-like. The coding region runs from base 452 to 3694 and encodes 1080 amino acids. Gene Ontology annotation, biological process: actin cytoskeleton organization. Gene Ontology annotation, molecular function: actin binding; small GTPase binding. The transcript is spliced from 26 exons. Gene Ontology annotation, cellular component: stress fiber. Lineage: Eukaryota; Metazoa; Chordata; Actinopteri; Perciformes; Gasterosteidae. The record is from RefSeq and is a predicted model, not a curated record.